UUGUAUCAAUAAAUAUCUCUAAUAUUAUUUAAUCCUAAUUAUUAAUAUAAGCAAUGUUCAAUUUCAAACUGAAAAGUGUGCAUACGAUAAUUGACCUAUUGGCUUACCCUAUAAAACUUGCAAAAAACAGUCUAUAAGAAUGUAAGUAUACAUGAUUUUCCACAUAAGCCGUACAUAAUUGGACGCAAAAAGUUAUAAUUUCAAUUUGUGUGGGCUGGGAAAGGUAUAUGUAGACCGUUUUUAUAAAUUAUGACUCACCGACUUAUAAGUCAAAAUAUUCUCAUCACAUACUAUGUAUAAUAAUGGCGGGUAUGUGAUGUAAAAGCAAUGCGUGCACACAGCUAUUGCAGUCUUUCCUCAUUUUGAGCUAUACGUUUUUAUAUCACAUACCAUAGGCGGUGCGCUUUGCUUUCAUCCACUUUUAUAGCCUGAACAGGGUAUAUUAAGUUUGCCACCCAGAAGGAAAUGUCGGAGACCAUAUGAAAUACAUGUACAUUAGGGUGGUUUUUUUUAGCUAUUAAUUUUUUUCAAUCCCGUCACGAAAUUUCCUUGAAAAUACCCUAAAAAAAUUCCCUGAAAAUUUUAGCCCUUAAUAUUAACAUUAAGAACUGGACCAAGGCAUGUAAAAAUUUUCCAUUGAAAAUACAAUUCCUACAGGUCAGAGGUAUUUUAUGGCAUACAAAAAAUGCGAAAUUCGUGGAAAAAUCGGGUUUAGAGCCCCGUGCUACCUCGCCGGUGUGAAAAAUGUGUCUAAAGGCAAAGCGAUGCCAUAAAAUACCUCUAACCUGUAGGAAUUUAAAGAUUAAAAAUCACGAUUGUAGUGUAUUUUCAAUGGGAAAUUUUUACAUGCCUUGGUCCAGUUCUUAAUGUUAGUAAAAUUUUCUAAAAUUUUCAGGGAAUUUUUUUUAGGGUAUUUCCAAGGAAAUUUUGUGACGAGAUUAAAAAAAUUAAUAGUUAAAAAAAAACACCCUAAUGUACAUACAUAUAUAGAAAUGAUCAGAGUGACGAGCUAUCUGUAUAUACAUAUAAUACAUACUUUGAUCACCAACGGUUGUAUGUAUGUAUGUAUGAGACGGUAUUAGACAGCUGGUGAAAUCAUAUCACCGGACCUGAUCGACCAAAUUCAACCAAAUUCAAUUCCAUUUGAUUAUUUCCAGUAUACAAAUCAAGAUGCAAUUAAUAUAACAAGAUAAAACUUUGCACGUAUAGAAUGAAAGUAUUUGAAGUAAGUCGCUUUAUGACCAAAAAUUGUCCAAAUUGAACCAAAACUAUUCAAGCACCUGAGUACCGAAUAUAUAUAUAGUUGACUUAUGACAGAAAAUAUCCGUCAAUGUGUGAGAUAUAUAAUUGAAAUUCAGAGAAACUCAUUCUAGACAAUGGUAUUUCUGUGCGUCAUGAAUUGAAUCAUAUAAAUACUUCCCUUAGCUCCCAUAUACCCAAUGUGAGCUAUCUCAAUGAAAAUGAGAAAGCGUAUUUUAAUGAUAACAUCUGGGAGAUUUUACUCCAUAUGAUAGUUGAUAAUAUGCGAGAUAUCUUAAUGAAACCCAGGGAACAAUUUUUUAGUAUACAGCAUAUUAAUAGUAUGUGGUACAACGAUUUCCGAACUUCCAGGUGUCUUUAUACCGCAAAUAUCAGCCAACCUGUGAGCUAUCGCAAUGAAAAUGAGAGAGCGUGUUUUAAUGAUAACAGUCUAUAUUUGUACCAUAUAACAAACCUAUAACAUCUGGAAGAUUUUACUCUAUCAUAUGUUGAUAAUAUGUGAAAUACCUUAAUGAAACCCAGGGAACAAUUUUUUAGUAUGUGGCAUGUUAAUAGUAUGUGGUAUCGGUAAAAAUAGAUAACGUCGGCUCGAUAUUCCGUUUUUCUAACGCUUAUGCCGAAUGUGUCGGUCAGUGUAUGAGUUAUAUAUAGUAUAUUUAUGUAUGUAUGUAUAUAUAAAAUUGCUUAGAUUCCGAUCCUCUGGUUGACAUUUUACACCUUAUUUCCCCAGCUUUGAUUCCCGCAAUUUGGAAGAAUAAGGAAUAUUCGGUUGCACUAUUAGCUUUAGUAUUAACAAGUAACAUACAUAUGUAUGGUAUGUAUUAAAAUUAAACCUUUAAAGCUGAUGGCCUUAGUCGCUAAUGCUGUAAUAUUUUAGAAUGUUGAGGUAUAAUUGUAUUAUCCUUUUCAAUAAAAUAAUAAUAAUAAUUAUAACAAAAUUAAACAUAUCAGGGGCGGGGCUCUAUACCAAAUUUUGGUUUUUUUUUAACUUUUUUACUUAGUUUAUACUUUUUCAAAGAACUCCAUACUAUAAAUCAUUCGAUAUCGAUUGGGAAGAUCGAGCAGCUUCAGUUCUUGUACAAGCUGUAUUUUGUUGUGUUGUCUUUUAAUUUAAGAUCUCGACGUAAAAUGCGCCAAGUCGUUCCAUACAUCAGUCCGAGUUGCUGCGAGCGGCGCCGAAUCGACUUUCCACGGCCUUUGUGUACUCUCUCAGCUACGGCUGCUGUAUAUUUUCUUCACUGCGUGCUGGACGUGAUCUAUUCGGUAUUGCGAAUAGUACGUUCAGUAGGCUCGAUUAUCUUGCCCAUAAGUGAACGUGAAUUUUCGUAGUAAAGUUGAACGAUUUGUAACGUUGUUCAAGCGUAAGUCUUUCCACAAUGAAAUGCCAAGCAAAAAAGUACCUCUACUUGGAUUAUCCAUUAAAAAAGGCAGCUCCUUUUCGUGCUGUCGAAAGCAGCUUUGAAAUCGACGAAGAAAUGGUGUGUGUCGAUUCUCCUUUCACGGGUCUUUUCCAAGAUUUGGCGCAUGGUGAAUAUCUGAUCGGUUGUUGAUUUGCCAGAUCUAAAGCCACACUGAUAAGGUCCAAUCAGUUUGUUGACGGUGGGCUUUAAUCUUUCACACAAUACGCUCGAUAGAACCUUAUAUGCCAUAUUGAGGAGGCUUAUCCCACGGUAGUUGGCGUAAUAUUACUAUGAAUAUACUUGUAUGUAUGUAGCUACAUGUACUAUAUAAAGAUGGCUAUGCAAUUAUAAUUAUUUUCCGCGAGAAAAAACUCGAGAAUUAUAACUUUAAUCACACAUUUUAUAAUUUUAAAGUACAUUUUUUACUUUGCUAUGAGUAACUGUGUAUUUUUAACGUAGCAAUGUUUGACAAAACGGUUAUACACAUACAUAUGUAUGUAUACGUAUUGUACGAAUGUGCAUAUUGAGAAUUCAUCUAUUUAUUAAAAAAAAGGUACUUGAAUAUGGAUCGUAUUUUGCCGUACUUUCAGCACUUAUCGCAUACUUUCAAGUUUUUAGAUUUACGAAUAACACAAGCAAGAAACUUUCGUUACCCCUUAAGGCUUGCUUCCACCAACGGUGUCGUAAAAAGGAAAUUGUGUACAACCAAGCCACCAGGCAAAGAAACGGCAUGCGAUGAUGCAGAAGAAGUAAAUAAUCGAGCUAUUCAGGAUGAAUCGGAAAAUCUCAAUAAAAAAACCAGUGAUACACAUAAUAAAAAUAAAAUGCAUUCCAAGGAAGCGGCUAUUGGAAAAAUUUUUGCUAUAAUAGGUCCCGUAGUAGAUGUGAUUUUUGAAGAAAAUAUACCAGAUGUUAUGAAUGCAAUGGUUGUACCAGAAUAUCCAAAUGGGAAAUUAGUUCUAGAAGUUUUUCAUCAUCUUGGUAAUGGUAUUGUACGUUCCGUAGCAAUGGAUAGCACAGAGGGUCUACGUAGGGGACAAAAAGUUAUAGAUACCGGAUAUCCAAUCAGAGUGCCAGUAGGAAAGUCCUGUUUAGGUCGGAUUUUGAAUGUUGUUGGAGAUCCCAUUGAUGAACGUGGUCCCAUCAAAUCGGAUUAUCAUUCCUUCAUACAUGCAGAACCGCCGGAAAUGAUUGAAUUGAAUGUGAACCCCACAUUACUUGAAACUGGAAUAAAGGUAAUUGAUCUCUUGGCACCAUAUGUAAAAGGAGGGAAAAUUGGCCUCUUUGGGGGCGCCGGCGUUGGUAAAACGGUUCUUAUAAUGGAACUAAUCAACAAUGUUGCUAAAAAACAUGGAGGUUAUUCCGUCUUUGUCGGAGCUGGUGAACGAACUCGAGAAGGAAAUGAUCUAUACAUGGAAAUGAUUGAAUCUAAAGUCAUUUCAAUAGAAGAUGAUAGUUCCAAAGUAGCUUUGGUAUAUGGUCAAAUGAAUGAGCCGCCUGGCGCACGAUCACGCGUUGUAUUAACUGGUCUAACAAUAGCCGAGUACUUCCGUGAUAUUGAUGGCCAGGAUGUUCUAUUAUUUAUUGACAAUAUAUUUCGUUUUACUCAAGCGGGGGCUGAGGUUUCAGCAUUGUUGGGACGCAUACCGUCUGCAGUUGGCUACCAGCCCACUCUAGGUACAGACAUGGGUUCAAUGCAAGAGCGUAUUACGAGCACUACGAAUGGUUCCAUAACUUCAGUACAAGCAGUUUAUGUGCCAGCUGACGAUCUUACUGACCCAGCACCUGCCGCCACCUUUGCGCAUUUAGAUGCCACCACCGUAUUGUCACGUGCUACUGCCGAAUUGGGCAUAUAUCCAGCGGUGGAUCCUUUAGAUUCGACAUCGCGCAUAAUGGACCCAGCCAUUGUAGGCGAAGAACACUAUAAUGUAGCUAGAGGAGUACAAAAGACUCUUCAAUCCUAUAAAUCACUUCAGGACAUCAUUGCCAUCCUUGGUAUGGACGAACUUUCAGAAGAUGACAAAUUAAUAGUAGCACGAGCUCGAAAAAUUCAGCGGUUUCUUUCGCAACCUUUUCAAGUAGCAGAAGUAUUUACUGGUCAUCCUGGAAUAAUGGUUCCAAUUGAAAAGACAGUAGAAGGUUUUAAAAGUAUUCUAAAUGGUGAAAUGGAUGACUUACCUGAGAUUGCAUUCUAUAUGGUUGGCGAUAUAAAUGAUUCUAUCGCUAAAGCCAAAAAUUUAGCAAUGUCUAUGUCGAUAGAGAAAUAAAUUCUCGAUAUAUUAAAAUUACAUCCAGGAAUGCGACAUAAUUUUAAAAAGAUAGCAUUGAAAUAUAUGUAUGUAUGUGUAAUAACUCAAAAAUAUAUAGUAUGUAUACAUACUAUAUGUAUGUAAUUGCAUGAUUCAAUUAUAGAAAGCUGUGUCCAUAGUCCAAAAAAAAAAAAUUGUCAAAAGUAGUUGGAUCCAUAAUGUCAAAAUCAGCCGUUUAAUGUUUUUAUGCUUCAAAAAUUUUAACCAAUGAAAAAGCAUGUUUCGAAUGAUAACACGAAUGGAUUGUAAAUAAAGUAAAAUAAUCAAAAUGUACACAGAAAAUGCAUGAGAAAAAUAAAAAACAACUGAUUUUGACAUUAUGAAUACAAAUACUUUUUCAUACGAGGAAGGACGCUCCGUGCCGACACAACCUUUUAUAAUUGAAUCAUGAUCGUUAGCGUUUCUGUUUGAAAGAUUUGAAAGAAAUAGUCACAUGAAAAAAUCCGUCACCAAAAAACCUUUUUUUUCUACAAAGUUUCUAUCUUGAAAAAUCAUUGAAAACUGAAUUGAAUUAAAACUUAUGGUGUUAAUGAAGUUGA
Molecule: messenger RNA, 5508 nt
Organism: Bactrocera dorsalis (oriental fruit fly)
Lineage: Eukaryota; Metazoa; Arthropoda; Insecta; Diptera; Tephritidae
Product: ATP synthase subunit beta, mitochondrial
Exons: 7
Coding region: 3224-4927 (567 amino acids)
Biological process (GO): proton transmembrane transport; proton motive force-driven mitochondrial ATP synthesis
Molecular function (GO): ATP binding; proton-transporting ATP synthase activity, rotational mechanism; ATP hydrolysis activity
Source: RefSeq, a predicted model, not a curated record